AUGACGGAAAUAAAAUACCCCUCAGGAUGUCGUCCGCUGACUGAGGACCUUGGAACAGACGAGCUUAUUCGUAGACUUAAGACCCUAGCUCAUGCAUUACAAGCCAUGGGGCAAGAUGAAAAACAUGUUCCUGAUUAUAUACAACUGGCAUUGUUGCUUGUGGAUGACUACUUCUUACAACAUCCAUCUCGAGAUGUGCAGCUUUUAGUUGCAUGCUGCAUCGCUGACAUUUUACGGGUGUUUGCGCCUGAAGCACCCUACAAAGAUCAAGACCAAAUUAAAGCUAUAUUUAUGUUUUUCAUUAAGCAACUGAACGGUCUUAAAGAUCCAAAAGAUGCCUCUUUUAAAAGAUACUUCUAUUUGUUGGAAAAUUUAGCAUUUGUAAAAUCGUUCAACAUGUGUUUUGAAAUUGAGGAUUGCCAAAAAAUUUUCUGUCAACUGUUUGCAAUGAUGUUUAAAAUAAUUAACGAUGAUCACAGCGCCAAAGUAAAAAAUUUCAUGAUCGAUAUAAUGAGUCCACUUAUCACGGAGGCUGACAAUUUGACUACACCUUUAUUAGACUUAAUUUUAAUUAACAUUGUAGAACCACAGAAAUCUGGUAAUGCUCAUGCAUAUCAUUUAGCGGAACAAUUAAUACAGAAGACAAGCUAUGCAUUGGAGCCAAUUAUAAAAAUCUUCUUUAACCAAGUGCUUAUUAUGGGUAAAAUCGAUAAAAAUAUAUCAAUUUCAACAAAAAUUUAUGAUCUCAUCUAUGAGCUCUAUCAAAUUAAUUCGAAUCUGAUGUGCUCUGUGCUGCCACAAUUGGAAUGUAAAUUGAAAUCAACAAAUGAAAAUGAGCGGAUGAGAGCCGUUUCCUUAUUGGCAAGAAUGUUUUCUGAAAAGGACUCCCAACUCUCUAAAAAGCAUACGGCUCUUUUGCGUAUGCUCCUAGGUCGUUUUUGCGAUAUUGCGCCAACGAUACGUGUUAAAUGUGUGCAAUCAUCAAUGCAUUUUUUACUCAAUCAUCCACAUUUGCGCAAAGACAUAAUCGAGUGUUUACAGGCACGUCAACACGAUUCUGAUGAAACAGUUCGCUAUGAAGUUGUAAUGGCUAUUGUUGCCACAGCUAAGAGAGAAUUCAAUAUCGUUUGUGAAUCUCAAGAUUUACUGCACAUAGUUCGUGAACGUACGUUAGACAAAAAAUUUAAAAUCCGCAAAGAAGCUAUGAAUGGUUUGGCAUUUAUCUACAAAAAAGUAAUGUGUGAACCCAAUGACCUCUCGACUGAAGUAAAGGAAUCUGUAAGUUGGGUUAAAAAUAAAAUAUUGCAUGGCUAUUAUAUGCCUGGAAUUGAGGAUCGACUGCUUGUUGAACGUUUACUUAUCACCUGCCUAGUGCCGUAUAAACUGCCUCCGGAUGAAAGAAUGAAAAAGUUAUACCUACUUUUGGGUACCCUUGAUGACAACGCUAUGAAAGCAUUUAUGGAAAUCCAAAAAAAUCAAAUGAAAACGCGUAAAACCGUUAGCGAUUGGAUAAAAAUGCAUCACACCAAAGAAAUUACAUUAAAAACGCAAAACCAACUUAACGUUAAGCAGGCCAUCAUUUGCAAAUUACUGCCAGAUCCCCUUAAGGCCACUGAGUUUAUUGCUAAAUUUAGCCUUAAUAUGCGGAAAGACGCAACCUUACUACGUUACAUGGAAAUAAUUUUGAAGCGCGAUGUUUCUUGUAAAGAAUGUGCUGACACGAUGUCCCUGCUGCUCAAGAAACUGGGAAACCCAAUGGCAGUUAAUGUGUACUACAACACCGUUAAAAUGUUGAUAGAGCGAAUCGCAUCCGUUAUGGUGGAUAAAGAAUCAAUCGGAAUUUUAAUUGGACUUAUUGACCAAUGCAUGCAACGGGGUAAAAUUGCAGAGGAAGUGGGUAUCGCCAAUGAGGAAGCCGGUGAACGUGGUCUUAAAUUUUUAUGUAUGCUUUCUUAUAUAUUUUCGGCGCAUUUUUUCACCGAUGAAACCUUAAAACACAUGAUCGCCUUACUGAGCCACGAAGAGGAUUAUGUCGCACCUCUUAUCCUAAAGGCUCUCGCCCAUUUAGGACGGUAUCAGCCGCUGUGUGACGUUAACCCAGAUAUAUUAGAAACUCUAGCUUCCAUUUGCAAAGAUUUUGCAUUGACUGGCACUGUCAAGCAGGCCAAAUACGCAGUGCGUUGCAUAUUCGUCAAUGUACAAACUCAACAGGCAGGCGCCGCGUGCGUCGAUACCAUUAGCCCACCAACAAAAACCCCCAUAGUGCAUCCGAUUUUCAAUGAGAUCAUAGAAGCUCUCCGUGUGACACUCUCCCCACAAGACCCCUACCAACAUACGAAAAUCAGUACGUUAGGUCACAUUGCCUACCACAUGCCACAAGCCUUCCUUACACCAGUGAAAAAUAUGAUUGCCCGUCGGGUCGUCAAAGAGUUGCUAAUUCAAGGAGUUUUGGAAACGCGAGACGUUGAACUGCCGGAAGGAGAUUGGUGUGAUAAGGAACUGUUGCCCACUGAAACACUUUGCAAGCUGGACGCCCUGAAAACGAUGGCACGCUGGUUAAUUGGCUUACGUUCAGAUGAACAUGCAGCACAGAAGACAUUUCGAAUGUUGGUCGCGUUCAUAAAUCAGCGUGGCGAUUUAUUAGAACAAAAUCGGUUGUGUCCCGCUGAGAAAUCUUGGUUAAGACUAAGCGCAGCGUGUGCCAUGCUAAAAAUUUGCGAACAAAAAGGAGUUGGCGAUCAAUACAACGCGGAACAGUAUUUCAAUUUAUCGCAAGUUAUGUGCGACCCAGUGCCUGAGGUACGUGACAUGUUCGCUCGGAAACUGCAUAAAGGCUUGGGAAAAGGGUUGCCAAAUAAAUGCUUACCAUUAGAUUUUAUGGGCUACUAUGCUCUGGCUGGACACGAAACUGACAAAAGGCAAUGUGAUACCAUUCGCAACUAUGUGGAAAUCGACGUGAAUAAGAGACGUGAAUAUCUCAAAACUAUAGCGACAUUGUCAACGGAAUGUAAAAAUGAUGCGCAGACCGCAUACAUUUUACCUGACUUCAUGUUAGCCUUUGCGAUACCUGUUCUCGCACAUGAUCCAGCCUUCACCGACCACGAAGAUCGUGCUCAGCUAAAACAAGUGGAGAAAUGCUUGCGGUUCAUUCUCGAACCGCUUAUGAUGAAGCGAGAGGCAUUCUCUCAUAGCUUCUAUACGAAUCUUAUACAGAUGAUGAAAAACCAUCAGGACACCACACCGAAUGCGCAAGAUAACUCCUAUAAUUUUAAAAUGUGGGCGGCUUGCGAUCUAGCCCUUUACAUAAUCAACUCGAAAAUCGGUGAUGGCAGUGCACCGUCGAAUUCCUUUUCUGUGCAAAUUCAAUUACCAGAGAUGUAUUAUAAGCCUUUAGAUAUGCCGAGCGACAAUACAAAGGUUUACAUACCCCUGGAUAUGUAUACACUCUCAUCUGGUCCAAUAACCACAGCGUCGAAAUUAUCUUCAACAACCUCAGGGUCAAUAAGUAAAAAAAUAGCUAAUUCCGCAGCUAGCAGUACGAGUGUGACACUGCGCCUUGUCGGCGAGAAACGCUCGAACGAACCUUUAGCCAGCAAUGAAAAUUCCCCCACUAAUGCGCAGAAUAACUCUGUUACAUAUGAGGAAAGCAAAUCGGAAUCGAAUAGUAGUAUAGCUGAGCCUCCUACUAAGCGAACACGUGGACCGUUGCGUGCAGGAAAAACAGUCUCAUAAAAAUCAAAUCAAUGUCGUGGUUAAAGCAGCCAGACGUCCAUAUAAACAUCCCUCCUAAACUGGCAAAAGGUCUUGGAGCUCACAUACGUACUAUGCAGGGAAACGUAUCACACGUACAUAUAACAUACAUACUUAUGCGUUGCACUUUGUAGCGGAAUCUGUACAUUUUUAAAUGAUAAAACCAACCUAUUUAAUCUUUACUAGUAGGUGAAUUUUUAUUUUCCAAACACUUCGUUAGCGUUUGAGCGUAUGUGUCUGUGUAGCGAAGGCACAAGCACAGACGCUGGAAGUUCGCUUGACGAGUCUACCGCUUGUCGGUUUAAUUUUUUUACACCUGGGCAUCUUGGCCGUCUUAUAAUGUUGAUUUCUGUUAAAGCCAAGUUUCAUUUCAUUGUCCAGGUCUAUUGUUAUUCCUCAUUAUUAAUUACAAUUACACAAAGAACCCAUACUAAG
Ceratitis capitata (Mediterranean fruit fly) is the source of this 4185-nucleotide messenger RNA. It is a transcript of the gene pds5, whose product is annotated as sister chromatid cohesion protein PDS5 homolog B. Gene Ontology annotation, biological process: DNA repair; mitotic sister chromatid cohesion. Lineage: Eukaryota; Metazoa; Arthropoda; Insecta; Diptera; Tephritidae. The coding region runs from base 1 to 3732 and encodes 1243 amino acids. Gene Ontology annotation, cellular component: chromatin; nucleus. The transcript is spliced from 13 exons. The record is from RefSeq and is a predicted model, not a curated record.